Puma concolor (puma) is the source of this 1319-nucleotide messenger RNA. RefSeq names its product G protein subunit gamma 2 (gene GNG2). Gene Ontology annotation, molecular function: G-protein beta-subunit binding. Gene Ontology annotation, cellular component: heterotrimeric G-protein complex. The record is from RefSeq and is a predicted model, not a curated record. Lineage: Eukaryota; Metazoa; Chordata; Mammalia; Carnivora; Felidae. Gene Ontology annotation, biological process: G protein-coupled receptor signaling pathway.
CUAGUCCCUGGGCUGCAGGCGCCGCUGCUACACACGCACAGCGCACAGCGCGCAGCGGCGGCCGCUCCGUGGCAGCUCCUACUACUGCUGGGCUGGGCCGGGCCGGGCUGGGCGGGCUGCGCGGGCUGCGCCGGGCUCCCCUGCACACAUCGGCUCCCCCUCAGGAGACCAGCCGCUCUCCGACGAGCCGCGGGCGCCCAGCGCAGAUCUGCCAGUGAGCCUCAGGCUUUGGGAACUCAAGAGUGUAUCUGAAAAGCCUACCCAGCAUUCCAAUGGCCAGCAACAACACCGCCAGCAUAGCACAAGCCAGGAAGCUGGUAGAACAGCUGAAGAUGGAGGCCAACAUCGAUAGGAUAAAGGUAUCCAAGGCAGCUGCAGACUUGAUGGCCUACUGUGAGGCCCAUGCCAAGGAAGACCCCCUGCUGACCCCCGUCCCGGCUUCAGAAAACCCAUUUAGGGAGAAGAAGUUUUUCUGCGCCAUCCUUUAAGCCUUCGUGAGGAGCCUGAAGAGCCGCCAGGCUCCUGGGACACUGAUGUAGAGUUCUUAGCAAAGUGGGCGCCUUUCUAGUCCACAGCAUUUAAAGAGAGGGAGGAGAACCAUCCUGGAAACUCCAGGCUAUGCAUGUUUAAAGAACUGGUCCCCUUUAUGAGAAUGAUCGCCAAACCACAUCCCAAGUUAAGAGAUCUGAUAUCUGCAGAACUGCCUGGAGGAGGGGGAAUCUGUAAAGAUAAAAUCCGCGUCAUUUCUUUUCUGCUAUCCCUCCCCACACCUUAUGUUUCUGCUUCAUAUUAAAAAAAAAAAAAAAAAAAAAUCAAAACAGACAGCCGUACUGAGCUAAGAUGUGUAUGACCUUCUUGGAAUGAAUAUUGCCUUUAGCAUACCCUUUGAUAAGCUGAAUUGUCCAGUGUAGCCGCAGUUCGGUUUUAUGGCAUUGAUGUUUAGUCUUUGUGCCUUUUUCUUUUCUCCUUCCACCCCUUCCCAUUAGAGUAGUACAAAGGUAAGACUGGACUUGUCCGUAAGACUGAACUCCAAGGAUGAGAACCCAAACAUGUAAGGAGAUGUUCCCCGUGGUUUAUCCUCAUGGUAGUAACAACAAAAAAACGCCGGUUGUCUGUGUUCUCUUAUCACAAUUCCUAACAUUUGUACAUGAUAGCUUUGAUUCUGCAAGUAAAAGUAAAUCAUGUGUUGUGACUGGUGCUUUCAUAUAUUUGUGACAAUUUUUGAGUGAUACUGCAUGAAAACGUCCCUAUGUUACAUCCAUUCAGAAGGUUUGUUGUUUCACUCUGAAGUUUGGAACAGGAACGCGAGAGGAGAAAAG